Hemicordylus capensis (graceful crag lizard) is the source of this 1844-nucleotide messenger RNA. Its product is annotated as dehydrogenase/reductase SDR family member 4-like. The transcript has 9 exons. Gene Ontology annotation, molecular function: carbonyl reductase (NADPH) activity. The record is from RefSeq and is a predicted model, not a curated record. Bases 193 to 1035 code for a protein of 280 amino acids. Lineage: Eukaryota; Metazoa; Chordata; Lepidosauria; Squamata; Cordylidae.
CCCCCCCCGCUUUUUUGAAAACUCCUCUCUCCUGCAGCCAGCCAGCCAGUCACGGUUCUUCCCAACUCAAACACUCCCCUUUCUCCUUUGCUUCCUGUUUCACUCCACGGGGUGCAGCAGCAGAAUCAGCUCUAAGACGCUCCUGGACUCCUGGACUGGGGCAGAGUCCAAAGGAGGCGUGAGUGGACCGCGAUGUUCCCAGCCCUGGCUGCCUCCACCCAGCCCAGGCAGGCUCUGAGGCGCUUCCUGAGGAUGGCCAGCACAGGCAGCGCGACACGCGGGAGACUCGCCGACAAGGUGGCCCUGGUGACCGCUUCCACUGAGGGAAUUGGCUUUGCGAUUGCCCGUCGCCUGGCCCAAGAUGGAGCCCAUGUGGUCCUGAGCAGCCGAAAGCAAGCCAAUGUUGACCGGGCUGUAGCUGAGUUACAGACGGAGAACCUGAGUGUGUCAGGAGUGGUGUGUCAUGUGGGGAAGGCCGAGGACAGGCAGCGUCUCAUUGAUGUGGCCCUCAAGCACCAUGGAGGGAUUGACAUCUUGGUGUCCAAUGCAGCUGUGAACCCCUUUUUCGGGAGCACCUUGGAUGCCACCGAGGAAGUCUGGGACAAGAUCCUGGAUAUCAAUGUAAAAGCCACUGCCCUGCUGGUCAAGCUGGUCGUACCUCACAUGGAGAAGAGAGGGGGCGGCUCCAUCGUUAUUGUCUCAUCCAUCGCUGCAUAUUCGCCGUUUCCAGGCCUGGGUCCCUACAACGUCAGCAAGACAGCUCUUCUGGGCCUCACCCACAACCUGGCUCCCGAACUGGCUUCCAGGAACGUCCGAAUCAACAGCCUGGCUCCGGGCCUGAUCCGCACCAAGUUCAGCUCAGCUCUCUGGCAGGAUCCAGCCACAGGGGACAAGCUGAUGGAGGCCAUGCGGAUACGAAGGAUUGGAGAGCCAUCUGACUGUUCUGGCAUCGUUUCCUUCCUCUGUUCCCCGGAUGCUGACUAUAUCACAGGGGAGACUGUGGUGGUGGCUGGGGGUGCCCCGUCCCGUCUCUGAAGGGGGUUUGGCCUUCCUUCCUUCCCAAGUACAUGGAUGAACCAAAGGAUGGCUCCAUCAUGCCCUUCCCUCACCCCAGGAAAAAAAUAGGUGGGGACAUUGGUGGGACAGGUGACAUGGUGACCAACAGACAUGUAUGUAGUGUGGAGGGAGGGAGGGCUCAUGAGAGCUGUCUCCCCCUAAGAGGAGGGGCAAGAGGUGAUGGAGGUCAGACAGAUUGGUAGAGGAGAGGCAACUCUUCCAAAAAAAAAAUAAAUACAAGAUGGUGGCAGGUGGGGAGGAAGCACAGAUCUCAGUCUCAUUUUGGACUGGAAUAUCGCCAUGCGUAUAUGGGAGGGGAUAAAAAUAUAGAAAGAUGUCGAAAACUGUGCGCUGAGCUGGUGUUAGGAACCCAUUACACGUACACUUGGGGCGGGAGAGAGUCUCUUCACGGCGUCUAGGCACACUGGAAGGAACUGAGUGUCAUGUGGGUGGCAAAAUGAAGCUACCCAGCUAGUGGUGCUCCCCCUGGAAUGAGGGAUGACCUGAAUCCUCCACAUGGCUAGAGCUGCAGUUGGCAGCUACACUGUUUGGGGGACCCUGUGGGGAUGGUUUGGGGCCUGUUCUGGAAGAGCAUCCAUUAGACAGUUAACGGGACAGGAAUGGGAAGGGUGUGACUUUGUGGGGUGCUUUUGCACAGAAGAGAGUACAGAAAAUGUUUACGGUGGUGGGGCAGAUCCCGUGGCUCCAACAUGUCUGUGUGGCGUCCCCAUUGCUCAGUGCCUUAAAUUUUUAACAUGUCACCAAUAAAACAAGUAUGUAUCACUGAA